GUUGUUCACAUGUGCUUCGGCACUGUUUCCCUUCAGCUCAGUGACCUCCUCGGUUCUGUAAACAGCCAGAAAAUAAAGGGUAAUGAGGAGAAAUUAGUUGUAAUUAUUAUAAAGCCAGUGAAGUACAUUUUCAAUAACACCUGAAGGUAUGUCUGCUUUGAGUUGUUUAAAUCGCAGAUAAAUAAGGUGUGCUAAUACCUGAACCGGUUUCUACAGUUCGGUUGACUUUGUACUUAAUAGUUUGUUAAAACAUGUAGUGAUGGCUGUGCCUUUCAGGUUGAUAUUAAUGCAUAGACUGGAGGCAGUUUGCACAUCCAGUCAAAAUUACAACAGGCAGAGGAAUAUUUUUGUAAAACUCUAUAAAAGUAUAAGGGACGCUAGAAGUUUUUCCACUUCUUCUGUGAGAUGUAACGAAGAUAGGGGCGACAGCUCGGACUCCUCAUCCCUGAGCGCCAAGCUGACAUCCAGGCAGGAUCUGCUGUUCAGAAGGAGGCGACACCUGUCCCCUCUGGAAAGGAUCAGCAGUCUGCUGCCUCAGGACACUCUGAGCCCUGAAGUAAUGCAGCUGAGAGAGCAGAACCUGCAGGAACAGGGUGGGAAUGCAAACCAGGAAAGCAGACCAGAGACAUUCAUGAAAGAUCUGGACACAGAUCAGGCAAUUGAUGCAGCUAAGGAGAUAAACACUUCAUUCCACCACGAGGAAAAGCAGGUGCCUCCCAUUCUUCCUGGGGACAGCUUGCUCACCUUUGGGGAGCUGCUCAUGGCUGAAUAUCUAAAGAAGCGUGUGGAGUUUAGGAAGAUGUUCCAGCUUCAGACAGGGGCCCGUCUGUGUAGCAGCUGGGGGUUCAUCCAGCAUGAUGACAUUGCUGGGCAACCAGCAGGCAGCUUCCUGAGGACCAGCCGAGGGGUUCCUAUCUUCAUACGUAGAGCCAGUCUGGAAGACUAUGUGCUGUGUAUGAAAAGGGGGCCUGCAAUUGCCUACCCCAAGGAUGCAGCUACUAUGCUGAUGAUGAUGGAUGUCACAGAGGGAGAUGAUGUGUUGGAGUCAGGCUCUGGGUCAGGAGCCAUGUCUCUGUUCCUGUCCAGAGCAGUGGGCUCUAAGGGCAGCGUACUGAGCCUGGAGGUCAGAGAAGACCACCUCAGGAGGGCUGUGUUAAACUACGAGCACUGGAGGACGACCUGGAGCAUGCGAAGAGGGCGGGAAUGGCCUGACAAUGUGCGUUUUCACAACGCUGACCUCUGCACAGCCUCCUCACUCCUCGCUGGGCGGGGGUUUCAUGCGGUGGCUCUCGACCUAAUCAAACCUCACUUGGUUUUACCCACCGUGCUCCCCCAUCUGCACCCCGGAGCUGUGUGUGCCGUCUACCUUGCCAACAUAACGCAGGUCGUCGACCUGCUGGAGGGGGUCCGAUGUUCUGCACUGCCGUUUCUGUUUGAACGCAUCAUAGAGGUUCCAGUCCGGAAGUGGGUGGUGGCCCCAGCCGUGCAGAAAGAUGGGCAGUACCACACCAGGACAGCUCCAACUCCAGACAAAGACCAGAGUCAGGAAGACGAGACUGACAGAGAAACGAGCACAGAGGACAGCAGCCUGACCUUUGGGAGUAUUCCCUACAUUGCCAGACCUCAUCCUGAACAAAUGAGCCACACAGCAUUCCUGGUCAAACUGAGGAAAUAUGUGCAGUAGCUACAAUCCCUUGAGAAGACCUGGAAUUAAAUUGAGCCAAAUGAUGUCAUUGGACAAAAUUCUGCUAAAUAAAAUGCUAAGUAAAGACGA
Melanotaenia boesemani (Boeseman's rainbowfish) is the source of this 1774-nucleotide messenger RNA. RefSeq names its product tRNA methyltransferase 61B (gene trmt61b). The coding region runs from base 260 to 1684 and encodes 474 amino acids. Lineage: Eukaryota; Metazoa; Chordata; Actinopteri; Atheriniformes; Melanotaeniidae. The transcript is spliced from 7 exons. Gene Ontology annotation, cellular component: tRNA (m1A) methyltransferase complex. The record is from RefSeq and is a predicted model, not a curated record. Gene Ontology annotation, biological process: tRNA methylation.